AUGGACACAAAAUUAAGAGACGCUUUAGACAAAAUAGUUGCAGAAUUUGCAAUUGACAAAGCUUUUCUUUGCAAAGCAACAAACCAAUUCCUUGCAUCGAUGGAUGCUGGCUUAGCAAACGAUACACCUACCAGAGAGUAUAUGCCAAUGAUUCCAACUUAUGUGACCUCUAUUCCAACUGGAAAGGAAAAGGGAUUAUUUUUAGCAGCAGAUUUGGGUGGCACAAAUUUCAGAGUUUGUUCAAUUGAUUUGAAAGGAGACCAUACUUUUGAUUUAAAACAAUCGAAGUCCCCUGUGCCUCUUGAUUUGAUGAAAGGUUCAAGUUCCGAUAAUCUUUUUAGUUUUUUGGCAGAAAAAGUUCAAAAUUUCUUAGUGGAACAUCACAGUGAUUUGAAUGACACUGCGAAGUUGAAAUUAGGUUUCACUUUCUCAUUCCCCGUUGAGCAAACCGCUCUUGACCGCGGUAAAUUGAUACGUUGGACGAAAGGAUUUGACUUACCCGACUGCGUGGGAAGGGAUGUUGUCGAAAUGUUACAGAAGCACAUUGAUAUCUUGAAUAUACCUGUGACUAUUGUAGCCUUAGCGAAUGACACUGUUGGAACAUUAUUGUCUAGGGCAUAUGUCAACGACAGCAAGAAGACCAACUCGAAUACUGUAAUUGGUUGCAUUUUCGGAACUGGAACUAACGGUGCUUAUUUUGAAAACAUUUCAAAUAUACCAAAGCUUGCUGGUGCUACUUUGCCAAAGGAUAUCAAGGGAAUGGUAAUCAACACUGAGUGGGGUUCUUUUGACAAUUCAUUAGAGAUCUUACCGAGAACUAAGUUCGAUGAUAUUGUUGACAAAGAGACAAGCAAUAAAGGAUAUCACCUCUUUGAAAAGAGAAUCAGCGGGAUGUUUCUUGGAGAAUUGCUCAGGGUGACAUUAAUUGAGCUCUUCAAUGAAGGACAUAUCUUCACGGAUUUGUAUAAGUCAAGAGGAAAUAAUUUGCCACAUAGACUUACCGAACCAUUCUUAUUGUCUUCCGAGGUUUUAUCAUACUUGCAAAUUGAUGACUCCACUGAACUCAGAAUGUCAGAAUUAAUUCUUGAGAAUCAAUUAAGAUUACCAACUACCACAAUUGAACGGCAAGUGAUUCAGGAAUUGACUCAAGCUAUUUCCAAUAGGGCAGCACAUCUCUCGGCUAUUCCCUUGGCUGCCAUUGUUAUGAGAGUUAAAGACCAAUAUGCCAGUGAUGAUAAGGAUCUCGAAGUUGGCUGUGAUGGCUCUGUCGUGGAAUUUUACCCUGGCUUCCAGAAGAAAAUCUUAGACGCUCUUCACUUGAUUGAUCCAUUGAAAGGCUCUGAAAAGAGAAUUCAUUUGAAGAUUGCUAAGGAUGGCAGUGGAGUUGGAGCCGCUUUGUGUGCAAGCACAGUAUGA
Molecule: messenger RNA, 1416 nt
Organism: Sungouiella intermedia
Lineage: Eukaryota; Fungi; Ascomycota; Pichiomycetes; Serinales; Metschnikowiaceae
Source: the annotation of a GenBank genome assembly